Molecule: messenger RNA, 1857 nt
Organism: Parnassius apollo (apollo)
Lineage: Eukaryota; Metazoa; Arthropoda; Insecta; Lepidoptera; Papilionidae
Source: the annotation of a GenBank genome assembly
AUGAAGUGGAUUUUGUUGUUCACAGGAGCGGCACUAGCCUUGGGCGCUGCGCCGCGGCUGCCAAAACCGCGCGAAAUCUCUUUAGAUGAACAUGAAAAUGGCGGUUUCAAGCUUGCUCUUUCUGGAGACAGGGGUCUGGAAAACCUUGGUCAUAUCGGUCGCAAAGCAUCGGCUGAUGACAGCGAAGUUACCUUUGACUUGAGCAGCACCUAUGAUGAAGACCUGGGCGGACUUCGCAUCAGUGUUCUCUGGGACGGACCCCCGGACAGAGUGUUUGAGGACUGCUUCGAUUUCGGAACCAAGCAGUGGUACGGAGGUCCGGAGCAAAAGGAACAAUACUGGCCAAUACAAAAAUCAAAAAUCCAGAAAUACUCGAUUAUUUCCAAAGAAGAUGACAAUGCUGCUAUAUCAGAAAGAUACUGGCUUAACUCUGACGGUCAAUACAUAUACGUGCAUCCAGAAGCGCCAUUGUUUGUGGAUCAUCACAACAUCUUGGACAACCACAUCUGCUUUAUCGCUGAAGUGGCUGCACCGUACUCCUCAAAAAGAACUCACAAUGUUCUUAAAUACGACAUCUGGGUGUUUGAUAAUCCGAAAAUCGCCCAUCAACACGCCGUCGAUACGUAUCUAGGAAAACCUACCGGUAUACCCGAUUUCAGAAUGAUCCAAUACCCGGUUUGGUCCACUUGGGCUCGAUACUCCCGUGAGAUCGACCAAGAUAAUCUGUGGCAAUUCGCAAACGAGAUUGCGGACAGUGGCUUCCCUAACGCCCAGUUUGAAAUCGACGACCUGUGGGAGAUAUGCUACGGCUCGCUGACCGUCGACGAAAGGAAGUUGCCCGACUUUAAGAAACUGAUCCAGGACAUCAAGGGUCUGGGCUUCCGAGUCUCUAUUUGGGUUCAUCCAUUCAUCAAUAAAGACUGUAAUCCGUGGUACAGUGAAGCUUUAGAAAAGGGCUAUCUAGUACUCAAUGAGGAGGGUAGCCCUGACACGUCGUGGUGGAACAACAACGGAUCAGUUCCUGGAUACAUUGACUUCACAAAUCCUGACGCUGCAGAGUGGUACUCCUCAAGGCUAAGGAACCUCAUUGAAACAUAUGAUAUCGACAGUCUGAAGUUCGACGCUGGAGAAUCAAGUUGGUCCCCCCCAGUCCAGAAUGGAGACAUCGACCUGCACCCAGGUCACAUCGUGCGCGAUUACGUGAACACCGUCGCUAAGUUCGGCCCAAUGAUUGAGAUUCGCUCCGGUAUGAGAACCCAAGACCUGCCAGUAUUCGUCCGCAUGGUAGACAAGGACACGCUGUGGGGCUUUGACAAUGGCCUAGCAACGUUGGUAACCACCCUGUUGACUAUGAACCUGAACGGCUACCCGCUGGUGUUGCCAGACAUGAUCGGUGGUAACGGGUACAACGAGCGCCCCAGCAAGGAGCUGUUCAUCCGGUGGCUGCAGGCGAACGUGUUCAUGCCGACGCUGCAGUAUUCCUUCGUGCCCUGGGAUCAUGAUGAGGAGACAGUGGAGAUCUGCCGCCGCUACACGCAACUGCACGCGGACUUCGCGGAGGAGAUCGCGGAGGCCAUGCAAGCAGCCGUGGAUAGCGGAGCGCCCGUCAACCCACCCAUCUGGUGGCACGACCCUACCGACCAAGAAGCGCUCGAAGUCUGGGACGAGUUCCUGUUGGGUGAGCGGGUGCUGGUGGCGCCGGUGGUGGAGGCGGGCGCGGAGUCACGGGACGUGUACCUGCCGAGCGGCCGCUGGCGCGCCGCUGACGGCCAGCUGCACGCCGGCCCGGUCUGGUUGCGCGACUAUCCGGCGCCGCUGGACACCCUGCCCUACUUCCUUCUAGAGAACGAUGACUGA